Molecule: messenger RNA, 2232 nt
Organism: Doryrhamphus excisus (bluestripe pipefish)
Lineage: Eukaryota; Metazoa; Chordata; Actinopteri; Syngnathiformes; Syngnathidae
Source: RefSeq, a predicted model, not a curated record
UAAGAUCAAAGACGAGUUUUAACCUCAGAUGUACUUCCUUUUUUACUUUUGUACAAGUCUUAUAGUGGAACCUGUUUAUGUGGGCAAGUCGGAGUCGGAAUUAAGUCCUGGUACAGCUUAGUACUACAAAAGGAGAAAUCAGAAAAUGGCUCAGCAUGGACAAAAACGUAAAUUAGAACUCCACACUUUAGAUAUUAAGUACCAGGCGGUGAAGGCCGUGGAAGGGGGUACCGCACGCGCUACGGUCCAGGAACAGUUCAAAGUCAAGCGCAACACUCUGAGCGGCUGGAUCAAACAUGCCGGCAACAUUAAAGAGCGGUACGAGUCCGGGAGUGCCAACUUCAAGAGUAAGAAAAUGAAGCAGGCUAAAAACCCUGACGUGGAGAAAGCCCUGUACUCGUGGUACUGCGACGUCCGUGGGAAGCAUCCCGCUUUUCCCAUUCGACGUGACUUGCUUUCGCAGAAAGCGGAGCAGUUCGCUAGAGAACUUGGAGUCGGCAACUUCAUUCCCUCCAAUGGCUGGUUUACUCGCUUUAAGCAACGCUACAACUUGACGUACAAGCGCGUGAGCCGUGAAACGAAACACGGCAGCGCGUUGUCCCAACCCGGUGAGUGGAAAGAGCGUCUGGCAAAAGUCUUAUCAGAUUAUAAUCCCAGAGACAUCUACAAUGCGGACGAAACGGCUCUAUUCUUCAAAUUCACACCAAAUGACACGAACGCAACCCCCGGUGAAUCGGAUCAAAAAGAUCGAGUCACACUUAUGGUGGCGGCUAACAUGGACGGCAGCGAUAAAGUCCCUUUGUUUCUCAUCGGAAUGUUCAAAAAUCCACUUUCUUGGAAGCACGUUCGGCGUUUCCCGCUAAAAUAUGAUCACAAUAAAGAAGCCUGCAUGACUCCGGCGUUGUUCAUCACGUGGCUUCAACAGCUGGAUCGAAGCAUGGUCCUUCAGAAGCGAAAAAUCUCUUUAAUUGUCGAUAACUGCUCAGCCCAUCCAAACGUUGAAGACUUACAAGCGAUAAAAUUGGUCUUCCUUCCCGAAAACUCCACGUCAGACACCCAACCCAUGAAUCGGGGCAUUAUCCGUACGCUGAAAUUCCAUUACAGAAAAAUGCUCACUAGGAAAAAGCUAGCAUUUCUUGAAGCCAAUGGAAAAUUUAGGGAAGAUCUCCUCGGGGUCAUGUAUUCCCUGAGGAAUGCUUGGGAUGCCGUCAGACCGGAAACGAUCCAAAACUGUUUCUUCCGAGCAUUUAGCGCUGAUUGCGAAGAUAACAUCAAAGUUUUCCAGGGCUUCCAACCGGAAGACGAGGAAGACGAUAAACCCUUUUAUUCUGCCAUCGGACUGGACCAGGAAGAUUUCAAAGCCAAAUGCAACCCUCAGGAAGAGGAUUUGGAAUUUUGGGCACCCUGCACCGAUCGAGAUACCUCGAAGCCGGAUGAUACCGACGAUGGCGGGAAUGAGGAAGACGAACUCGAUGCCGACUCGCCCCCACCGACCAUGAAAGAUGCGCUCCAAGCUGCAGAAGUGCUCCGAACGUUUUCCAUGAUGAGCGGUGACGAAGAACUGUUGCGGAAAACUGAAAAUGUUAGUUUGAUGUUGCAAAAGAAGCAGCUUCUUAACGUCGAUAGAUUUUGGAAAAAAAAUGUAAAUACCUCAACUUAACUGUUUUGGAAUGCUUAUGGAAAACUGCAAUAACAAUAGAAGUUGUACUUUGGCCUUUGAUUUUUGUGUUGCUAUGACGAUUCAAUAAAAUACAAAUACACGCCAUUGAAGAAUUGAAGGUUGGAGAGCCGCUAUAGGUGGAAAAAUCCGAGCCCAAGUCCCGUAAAUGAGCAAGCGAUAGUGAUACUGUGAUCAUGGUACACAUGGUGGUUGGCUGUGGACGAUUGUUCGAUCUGCCGAUAUUGUCCAACUCUCCAUCUUGGAAGUCAGCCAAAGCAUGUCCCAAGAUGAUAAAAAUAAAAAGUUCUCACUUUCACGUCUGCCAUCUUACUUUGUCCUUCCCACCCAAACCAAUUACCGUAGCAUUAGCACAAACAGACUGGAGGCUAACUAGUGAUAGCUUGCUCAAUGUGAUGUAAACCAAAUAUAAUAAGACUAUAUAAUAAUGGUAAUGGUUUAAUUUCAUUUGAACAUGCAUCAGAUUCCAAUUGAGUGCAUCCCAUAAUCAGUUCCCACUUCCACAUGUCCAAAAGGAGUAGGAAGAAGCAAAGCUUAUUAAAUCCUACCCCUCC